GCCAGCCGCUGUUCAGGAUGCUGAAACGGGGAACUACAUCCGCGGUCGCUAGUCCCCGGGGGACGGGGGGAGGAUAGGCGGAGCGGUUCCAUCCGGGGCCUCGGAGCUUGGUCACUGUGGGAAGGGAAGGAAGAGCGGCUCCAUCCGGGUCUUAGCGAUGCUGUCCUGACAGGAAUCCGACCAGGGAGGGGCUGACUUCGAGGGAAGCCUGCUGCGCGAGGAGAAACAGAGCCGGCCGCGGGCAGAUUGCGGAAGCCUUGGCGGAGCCGCCACCUCCUGCUGCGCUCGGUCCCCGGCUCACGCGCGCAGGUAGGGCCCGGCCCCGCUUGAGCAACAACAGCCGCCGUCUCCGCCGAGCGUCCCGUGCAACGCCACUGGUCCGAGCUGCAGGCAGGGCCUCCCUUGGGCAGCGGCCUAGCCACACACCUUUCACGCCCUCUUAAGGAUCGCCCCUCCCGACGGCCUUGCCCCUGCCAGAGGCACCGAGAGCCGUCCGUCUUCUUAAGGCUGGGUGUGGAGACUUUCUGCGAGCGGAGGCCUCUCCUGCUUUCGCCACCCCCUCGGAAUCGUACAUUCUUGAGCCUACAAGUCCUGCUAAUAAUCACUUGGUAGCCAAGAUGAGUACCUGCUUCCUGAAACUCUUAAGCAAUGGAUGAAGACGCAAAUCAAAUGCAGCCCUUGAAUGACAAGCAGGUGCUGAACUCGGAAGGUGGAUAUGUAUGGCAGGUCACAGAUAUGAAUCGACUCCACCGUUUCUUAUGUUUUGGUUCAGAAGGUGGUACUUACUACAUCAAGGAGCAGAAACUGGGCUUUGAAAAUGCUGAAGUUUUAAUAAGACUGAUUGAAGAUGGCAAAGGUUGUGAUGUGGUACAGGAAAUAAAGACGUUCAGCCAAGAAGGCAGGGCAGCAAAACAGGAGCCCAUGCUUUUUGCUCUUGCAAUUUGUUCACAGUGCUCUGAUGCAAAAACAAAACAAGCAGCAUUUAAGGCUGUUUCUGAAGUCUGCCGCAUACCAACUCAUCUGUUUACUUUCAUCCAGUUUAAAAAGGAUCUGAAGGUGGGCAUGAAGUGUGGCAUGUGGGGCCGUGCCCUGAGGAAAGCUGUUGCAGACUGGUACAAUGGAAAGAAUGGCCUGGCUGUUGCUUUAGCAGUUACAAAAUAUAAACAAAGAAAUGGUUGGUCUCAUAAAGAUCUGCUGAGGUUGUCCCACCUAAAACCUGCCAGUGAAGGACUUGCUGUAGUUACUAAGUAUAUCACCAAGGGGUGGAAGGAAGUCCAGGAGGCAUAUAAAGACAAGGAAUUUUCUUCUGAGACUGAAAAAUUGUUAAAAUAUCUGGAGGCUGUGGAGAAAGUGAAACACACGAAAGAUGAAUUGGAAGUUAUUCAUUUGAUAGAAGAGUAUAGGUUAGUUAGGGAGCAUCUCCAGACAAACCAUUUGAAAUCUAAAGAGGUGUGGAAGGCAUUGUUGCAGGAGAUGCCCAUUACAGCAAUGUUGAGGAACCUAGGAAAGAUGACUGCAAAUUCAGUACUUGAACCAGCAAGCCCAGAAGUAGCAAUAGUGUGUGAAAGACUGAGAAAUGAGAAAUUGUUAAAAAAGGCUCGAAUACAUCCAUUCCAUGUUUUGGUUGCAUUAGAAACCUACAAAACAGGACAUGGAAACCGGGGAAAACUUCGGUGGCUUCCUGAUAAAGACAUUUUAGAAGCUCUUGAUGCCUCUUUUUACAAAACAUUCAAGACAGUGGAACCAACAGGAAAGCGUUUCUUGCUUGCAGUUGAUGUCAGUGCUUCCAUGACACACAAAGUUUUGGGCAGUGUGCUCAAUGCUAGUACAGUUGCUGCAGCAAUGUGUAUGGUUGUUGCACGCACAGAGAAAGAUUCCAAUAUUGUUGCCUUUUCACAUGAAAUGGUCCCCUGUCCAGUGACGAAAGACAUGACAUUACCUCAAGUAUUAGUGAAAAUGUAUGAAAUUCCAAUGGGUGCUACUGAUUGUUCUCUACCAAUGAUAUGGGCUCAAAAAACACACACAGCUGCUGAUAUCUUUAUUGUGUUCACUGAUAAUGAGACCUUUGCUGGAUAUAUUCAUCCUGCAGUUGCUCUAAAGGAGUACAGAGAGAAAAUGGGUAUUCCAUCUAAACUGAUCGUGUGUGGAAUGACAUCAAAUGGCUUUACCAUAGCAGACCCAGAUGAUAGAGGCAUGUUGGAUAUAUGUGGCUUUGACACAGGAGCUCUCGAUGUCAUUCGCAACUUCACUUUGGAUUUGAUUUAAUCUGUUAGCACCUGUUAUUCACAGUGGGUCCGUUGCUGGCAAGAGACUCUGCCCUGAGAACUGCCAGCCAAAUGUACUGUACUAAAAUAUGGCACAUGAUGCACGUAUCAAAAUGAUACCUUUUUGUAAAGGGAAAAGCAGAUGAGAAAUUACUUUUUUUUUUUCUGUUGCACGUAGUUUAAAAAUAACAAUGGGAAAGCCUGCUAAACGUAGCUACACAGUUUGAUUUAAUUUCAUUUAUAAUAGUUGAACAAUACUAAGGUUUUCUGUCACUGUACAAUGCCUUUGUCUUCAAUAAUAAAUUGAUGAGUUACUUCUGGUAUUGGGAGUCUGGGCAGGAAAGGGAAAUGGUGUUAUUGUUUUGAAAUAGUGUCAAUUUAACAGCAGUUUACUCACGGUUUUUGGUUUUGUUUUUUUUUAAUAUUUGUAUUUGCGAAGAAUAAGAUUCAACCUUUUCCAUUGUUCAGUUUCAAAUCUAUAAAAGAGAAAUUAUUUUCUGGAGUGCACUAGACCGUGUAACUGUGAUGGAAUGUAAAAGUUACUUGUCAAAUUUUAUACUGACAAAGUAAAAGUGGAAAUAUAUGAUUAAAUUGUGAUAAUCAGACUUUUUCUGAACAGAUUACUAUCUGGAUCUUCUAAAAUAAAAUACGUAACUUUUGGUAAAUUGAAAGGCAGUUUUUGUAAAUUGCAAUUUCUGCAGACUAUUGUAGAAUUUGUAUGCUUUGUAAGAAAUCUCUACAAACUCUUUUUGGCAAAAGAGAGGAUCCCUGAAGUCAUAAAAUCAAGUCCCAUCCUCCAAAGUAAUAGCUUGCUGAGGUUUCAAGUGCUUUUUCGAUGAAGAAGAUUAACAGAUACGUCUGAAUUAGUGUGACUCUUAAGUUUUGGUCAUCAUAACCAGAAAAAAAUUAGCUGUUAAUUUCUGUAUUAUCUGCUCAUUCUUUUGAAGAAAUCUUACCAUCCAAAAAAGCAGAGCACUUCUUAGCAUUUGUUUUAAAAAGAAAUUCAAUCAGUAAUCUGUUUUCAAAACUACUUCUACUUUGUAGUGACAUUCUUACAGUGAUCUUUCUGCAUUAUACAGCUGUCCCCUACACACUCAAAAUCUUACUUGUUUAGCAGUGUUUUGGAAAUGAGAGUUUUAAUCUUCUGUAUGACAAUAAAGAAAGAAGAGGACAAAAGGCAUAGGGGAGAAAGUUGUGUCUACAGAUAACUUCUUGACUCUGUUUUCGAGCAGGAAUUAAUAGUAAUGUGUUUUUUCUAUCUAUCCUAUCUAUCCAUCAAAAGGUCUCUUCAGAAUGUCACAGAUUAAGAACACAAGUUUUAUCUUUAAGGUUUUUAAGUAAUACUUUACAUCUUUCCCUAAAUUGUAUGCAUGUGGCUGUCAGUGUCCUGCUAGCUGUGGUUAUUUUACAAGAUUAAUUUGGUAUUUGUUUGAAAAAGAUUGUAGUUAUAAAAUAAGCUAAUUAUAGUAAAUAAUACAUCACACUUCUGUUGCUAUACUGAAAAUAUCCUUUGAGAUAUAAAGCAGGUGUUCACAUUUGAACAAUGUAUAAACUCUUGAUAUCUCCUUAUUCAAUAUGUUUAAAGUAUAAAGAAAAUAAGUUCAAAGUUAGUGUUUGUAGGAUGGAGAUUUUAGACUCUGACAAUAUUUAAAAUAUAGAUGGGUGACUGCAUGCUCCAGGCUUACUGCCUCAAUUUGUCAGACUAAUGUUCAAGGUAUCAUACUACCCAUUUAUGCCCUACUUCAAGGAUUAAUUAGAACAGUGAAGACAGCAUUUGAGCUGUUUUUAAAAUUGUCUUUUGAAGAACUGGUGGUAAUGGAGUAGUGGCUUUCAGUCAAAGUGAAUGGAACUUCUUUCAGUUAAUAGUUGGUAAGUGACAGUGCAGUAGUAGAAUAAAGUUUUCAAAAUGCGGGGCUACUAACAGUUUUUUCAGGUGACAACAUCCAGAAGCAACUCCACUGCUUUCUUUGUAAAAGGAAUUUCAAGAGGCAGGUCCCCCAUCUUAUUUUUAUAUUAAAAGUGGGUUUUGUUUUUUCUUUUUAAAUAUAGUAAUAUUUUCUAAAUCACACAAUAGUUGAAUAUUUAAUAAAAAUGUUUACUCCUGAGCCAGAGAAGUUAAUGAAAACUGGGAAGGUGUUGUAAGUAGUUUAUUAUUGGGAAGUAAUAAGAGUCUAGUGUUUUAGUAUAAAUAUUACAUGGAUUGGAAAAUUAGGAAGCUGUGUACUUAGAAAAUAUGAAAUGACCUUAUGCAAUUCUUGCACAAACCUAUGAUAAUUAAAAGGAUUUGAUAGGACUAAUGACGGUACUAACAGAUUAAUAGUGGAAAAUUACACUAAUACUGAAUCAUUGAAAUAAGCCCAGUUGAAAACCUAAAUCCUUGAACUAGAUAAACAGAGUGAAGGUAAACAUUCAGUACAGUCUACAGCAGAUUAAGUACAUCUGUUAGAGUUGUGUACCACUUCUAGUCAUAUCCUCUCCAUUAUUGAAAAGAUGGAGUAUGGAAUAUGCUCCUAAGUACUUACCUUACUCUCUACUGAAAGAUACUAAUAGGGUACAGUUUUACAUUCUGACUGGUUUUGUUUGUACUGAUAGGACUAUAUUGUACCCUAUGUGGGCUGUCCCCCCAAAUGUUCCCAUUAGUGGAUGAAUAGGGUUUGUGCCUUCCUUCCAUGGAAGUGGUAGAGAGAGGAGUCCUUUUCCCCAAUAGCAGAUUGCUUGAGAUCCGCAAAGGCCUUACUUCUGGCAGGAGUUGGGAGGCAAAACAGAGGGGCUGCCGUCGCCUAAGCCUCCCCUUGAAGAUUUCUAGAGUACAGAGAGGGAGAGCUGGAAGUUUAGCAUGUACGCUAAUACUGACCUUGUCAGUGUUAAAGUCCCACAAGUCUGGAAGACGUAUUUCCACUCACAUUCUCUUUUUGCAUAUGGUUCUGAACCCUAAGGUUGGGAGCAUAGAGCAUAACAUAUGCAUAGAGCAUAACCUGAUUGCUAUGGUUGUUUCCUUCUUUAGUCUUAAAUCCAGUAACCAAACAGUUUCUAGUCUGCAGAAUGAAUAGGUCAAGAUAAUUUGCAAAUUGCAGUGUUGAGGUGUGUGUGUGUUUGGGGGGGGGGGGGGGGUGAGAACUAGUCUAAUAGUUACAGUAACAUUAAAAAAUACCAUUAAAAUGUGUGAAUUAAAGGCAUAAUUGCUGAACUUUAUUCAGAAUUAAAUUAUUAAUGGUAAAUAUACUGUAUUACCUUUUCACCAAAGAGGAGAGAUGACUUUAUCAUGUUAAUGUUAUUGUUUGCAUUGGUGGAACACUUUGUUUCCAUUUGGCUCUAGAUAAAAUACAAUAAAGUAUAAUUGUGCACUGAGAUUUAUUACAGAAAGGAGAAAUUUAAGAGAGAGUUUGAAAUUAAGUUCAGUUUUUCAAAGCGAAUAUUUCCAAAUGUCUGCAGUGGGGAAAAGUCCAGUUAGGGGUGUGAUUUGAUUUCCUGAUACCUGCCUGAAUAAAGAGGCUUUCAAAUCAAUUUCCAUUUCACUAGGAACCCACAUGCUAGAUUUUCAUUAGAGUUAUUGAUAGCUACAGAAUACGUAUGUGGGUUGUUGAAAGAAUGAAAAACACUUAGUAAUAGCCGGGUUUGUAAUAUAUAGUGCUGCUGUGCAAGAGGCUAAUGGAGUUUGGAAGCAUUUCAAAAAUAUUUAACAUUAUCCUAACACCUGAGAAUAACACCUAACUAUUGUGUAUAUUUAAGGAUGUAAUGGUGACAGGCUUGUGCUUUGAGAAAGAAGGGUGGGGGGGGUUUGAGAACUGGAAGCAUAAUAUGUAAGUAAAACUCAGAAAGGGUGAUCAAGUGCUCAUUGAUUUUAUAUGCCAAGAGUUUGCCUCAAAGAAGUGAGAGGAUACUUUUUUGAUCAGAGCAGUGAUAACGGAGCCCAAACUAUAAACUCAUUGCUAGAAGAAUAUGUAUGUGGAUUUAGGACUUCAAAAAAACUACCUGAUUUAAGAUCCCGAUUUGGGUAGCUCUUUAAAAAGACAAUUGGGGGCAGGGGGAAAGUGUUUCCUGAAAACACUUAGGCCAUGUCCACACUUACCCGUAGAUUGGCUCUGCUGCAAUCGAUGCAGCAGUGUUGAUUUAGCGGUCUGUUGAAGACCCACUAAAUCGAUUGCAGAGCAUUCCCCAGUCGAUUCUGGUACUCCAGCUCCCCAGUUGCCGGGAGAGAGAGGGAAGUUGCCAGGAGAGCUUCUCCUGUCGAUCCAGCACAGUGUAGAUGCCGGGGUAAGUUGACUUAAGCUACGUCGACAUCAGUUAUGUUAUUCACAUAACUGAACUAGUGUAACUUGGGUCGACUUGCCACAGUAGUCUAGACCAGCCCUUAAAUUCCCUCUCCCUUUUUACCUUAUUUAUUUACAUUUUAGUGUAUUUAUAUAUAUGUUAUAUAUAUCAAACAAUUUAAAAUAACAAAAUAUAAAAUAUAGAGAAGUUAAUUAAAAUGGAACUUAACAGGUUGUCAAGAAUUGGGUUUUACACUGAGAAAUUUGGACUUACGAUAAAGAAGGAGAAUUUGAGAUCCAUUUGUAUUUUUUAAAUACAGGAAAGAGUGUCAUUUACCCACAAUCCUAAAAAUGGAAACGAUAAUCUAAAAAUAAGUCUACUCAGCUUCCAAAUGUCAUGGGGCCAGUUUGAUAAAACAGCAGUAAAGUAACUGGCCAUAAAACCACUCUGUGCUUAAAACACGUAUUAAGUCAGUUAGCUUGUAGACAGUCGUAAUUAUGACAUAAUCAGUAAUAAGAAGCAACAUUUUUAUACUCCUUUAAGCCCCUAAAAUAGUGUGUCCUUAAAAGGCUAUACAGCACAAACCUUAUAUUAUUCUUGGUUUAAAAUGUAUAUAAAUUAAUCUAGACUUUUUCUUUUUAACCUAUGUUUGAUCUACAAAGGCACCUUCUUCAGCUAACCAUUGUUAUCCAUUGCAAAAACACUGCACUUAUUAAUCAUGUAGCUAGUUGGCUGCCUGCCCCAAGCUGGGGCAUUAGUUGUGCCAGUUCUAUCUAUUGUCCUUGCGCCGAUUUGUUCUCCCACUGAUACUGGCGUGUUUUUUUUUCUCUUCCCCAUCUCUGUUCUGGUCUUUAAUCUUUACUUCUGUUUAACUUCACAAUUUGCCUUGUGCUUCUGAUCUCAUUCUGCACUAUAGUAAGAUUGUUGUUGGUUUGUAAAGUUGAUGAGCAUGCUGUAUUUCCUCAUUAAUAACAACUAACACCAGAGCAUUCCUUUUAUUUACAAUUUUUUGCCUUAUAUAUUUUAAAACUUAAAUAAUUUUCAUUUCUUUAGCAUACAAAUUGUAGGAAAAGUUAUUUGUAACUAACUAGAUCAGAUUUUUCAUAAAUUAUAAAGCCAGAAGAGGCACCAUUGGGAUCGUCUAGUCUGAUUUGUAAAAUACAGGAAAUAUAUCAUUGCACAUAAAAUCUGCUUCUUCGAGUGCUUGCUAAUGUCCAUUCCAAUGUAGGUGGGCGCGUGUCGCAUACACUGUCGCCGGAAAGGUUUUUCCUUAGAGGCAUCCGUUGUGUUGGCUCUGGUGCCCCCUAGAGUUGUGCCCUCUUGGCAGGGUAUAUAGGACACCUACCAACCCACUGCCCCUUCAGUUCCUUCUUACCGCCUGUGACAGUCUCUGGAACAUCUCUGGUCUCUUGCAAGUGCUUCGUCUCAGUGGACUUUUUCUAUAAAAUAGUUGUAAAUAGCUACUGUUAGUGGUUAAUUAGGACUUAGAAGCAGUAUAGUUAUUAAAUGUUUCCCACUUAGUGGAGUUAGGCCGCCUGGGCCCAAGUGGGCUGCCUCAGUCCCAGGGGUUCAAUCAGUGAGCGGCGCGCCACAAACCGAUGCCAGUUAGUGACCCACACAGUAGUUGUCUGAGGUGUCUGGGGGAUGCAGGAGCAAUGCAGAAUCUUCAGGAGCUUCAAGCCCAGGACAAAAAAGGACAGGGACAACAGACUUAAGUUCCUCGUCAUGGGGGCAGUGCUUUGUCCCCCCCUCAGCACCAAUUCAGGUGGAAUUGGCACCAAGUACUUGGAUGUUGGUGAGGAGUGCCCUCGCCCCUCUGAGGGAGGCGGGGUGCUGUUCCCUUUUCCUGGCACCAAGAAAGGACUCUGCACCGGUGACCCAGGACUCCCAGCAUCACCAUGUGUCCCUGAUGGAAAUCAAGUCAACACUGGCAACAGACUCCUGGCACUACUCACUGUCACCGAUGCCAAAGAAGAAACAAAACAAGGUGGACCGGGGGUGCUCUGCAACCCCAAAUUCCACGAGUAAUAGGGAUGCUGUGAGGGUGCGACCUGUGCCAGGCCACUCUGAGGCACCGAUGGCGCAUGCAACACCGUCAACUCCGGCCCUGUAAAGUUUGUUGUUGAGUCCAGUGCCAGUGGACUCCCUUCCCAGGGAAAGCUACUGCAGCACAAUAGCCCUGGCUCUACCAUCUAUGCCAGAAUUUUCUGAGGCAGCGAGAGUCCUUUCUCUCCUGAUGCUGCCUUCCCCAGCCAUCCAGGAACUGUUGGUGGCAGCUCCAGCACCGAGGACCCAAGGCAGGCGCCAGCGAAGGGCAAGCUGGCAAUGAUGGCAUGGCACCGGUCCCCUCCAUCGCAGCACCGCUUUCUAGUACUGGUCGGCACCACCUUGGUCUCCAAGAAGCAAAUCUUCCGACUCUGAUUUGGAAGCAGAGUCCAAUGCUUUGCGCAGGAGCAGACAUGGCUCAGCUCGGCGACACCCGGAGGCAGACAUGGGCCAGGGCAUGAUGCUGGCUGCAUGGCCACCAACGCAAUGGCAGCUUGCCACUGCUUCCAGACUUGAUCUCCCAAGAUCACAGUCUCCUACGUCACCCAAACCUCAAAUCCCGCUACCUCACGGCUUGGAAGCUCCAGUUUGCAAGGUGUUCUUGAGGCGUAGGAAGCCUUCUACUAGGGCCACAUAUCUGGAAAAGUGGAAGCGGUUAUCGGUCUGGUCGACACAGAAAACUGUUUUGCCUACGGAAUUAUCACUGUCCUUCAUCCUGGACUACCUGCUCCACUUAAAGCAGGAAUGUCUGAUGGUGUCAUCUAUAAGGGUUCAUCUGCCCACGAUCUUUGUGUUUCACCCCGGGUGAAUGGCCAAUCGGUCUUCUCCAAAGCAAUCUGUGGCUCUUUCUUUAAAGGUCUGGAACGACUGUAUCCACACAUACGACAGCCCCUGCCUCCGUGGGACAUCAACUUGGUGCUGUCGAGGCUGAUCAGACCUACAUUUGAGCUGCUGGCGAUGUUCUCCCUGCUUUACCUGUCUUAGAAGGUGGCCUUCCUAGUAGCCAUUACUUCUGCCAGAAGGGUCUCUGAGAUAUGAACGCUUACCUCAGAAUCACCAUAUAUGGUCUCCUUCAAGGACAAGGUACUGCUGUGGCCACACCCAUCUUUCCUGCCAAAGGUGGUCUUGCAAUUUCAUAGUAAUCAGGAUAUCAUUCUGCCAGUCUUCUAUCUGAAGACACAUGCUAAUAGGGAAAAACAGAGACUACACUUGCUGGAUGUGAAGCGUGCACCAGCUUUUUACAGAGAGGACCAAACCCUUUAGAAAGUCCACCCAACUGUUAAUAGCUAUCACGGACAAAAUGAAAAGCUGACCAAUCUCUCCCCAAAGAAUCUUUAUCACGGAUCACCUGUAUCCACACAUAUGACCUAGCAAAGGUCCCAGUUCUUAGGUUGACAGCCCACUCUACAAGAGCUCAAGCAUCAUGGAUAGCGUUUUGUGUGGCACAAGUGUCAAUCCAGGAUAUCUGUAGAGUGGCAACAUGGUUGUCGAUCCACAUGUUCAUGACAAAAAGCAAAGGAGUACUUGUGGCACCUUAGAGACUAACCAAUUUAUUUGAGCAUAAGCUUUCGUGAGCUACAGCUCAAUGCAUCCUGUAGCUCAUGAAAGCUUAUGCUCAAAUAAAUUGGUUAGUCUCUAAGGUGCCACAAGUACUCCUUUGCUUUUUGCGAAUACAGACUAACACGGCUGCUACUCUGAAACAUGUUCAUGACACACUAUCCUAUCACUUAACAAGCUAGAGAUGACUCAGACUUCAGCUGAGCAGCGCUACAAUCAGCGUGUCAAUGAACUCCAAACCUUCCACCUGCACAACUGUUUCAGAGUCACCUACAUCAGAAUGGACAUGAGCAAACACUUGAAGAAAAAACGGUUACUAACCAUCCGUAACUGUUGUUGUUUGAGAUAUGUUGCUCAUGUCCAUUCCAAAAUCUGCCCGCUUUAUCCCUGUAUCGGAGUUAGCUGACAAAAAGGAAAUUAGGGGUCGGCAGGAUGCUAUAUACUGCACCAUCAGGGUGCGACUCCAGUGGGCACCAGAGCCUACCCGACAGAUACCACUGAGGGAAAAACUUUCCGAUGAUGGUGCAUGCAGCAUGUGCACACCUACAUUGGAAUGGACAUGAGCAACACAUUUCUAAGAACAAUUAUGGAAAGUUAGUAACAGGUUUUUAUUUUUUUUCUUAUUUUUUCUUUUUGGAAAAUAAUUCUCAAAGAUAAUCCAACACCUACCCGUAUGAUGAUUUAAUAGGCUUUAUUUUUUGAAAAUUAUCAUUUUAAAUUACCUUGUACAAUUUUAAAGUCUCUCUCUCUAUAGUUUAUAUAGUGAUCAUGCUCUCUAUUCUUUUUAAAAUAUAUUGAGUUUAUAUUAUUUCCAUAAUAAAGGGACCUAUUAAAUUAAUAUUCUGGAUAGAUAGGCAGCUUUGCAACAUUACUGCAAUUUUCUUGUAUCUAGAAUGUAGGCAGAAAUUUGAGAAAGGAGAUUGAUUCUUUAUCAUGUAUAGGCUUUAAAUUAAUUUGACAAUAUUUCAUCAUUUUUACAGGUUUAUGCUAGCUAUUUUCAAAGGUUUUAUAGAGACAUAUGUACAGUCAAGAUAUGGUUUGAACAGACUUAUUCUUGUAAUAGGUAGAAGUUUUUACAUGUUUUUACCGUACCAUAAGAUUGCAUAGCAUACAGCAUUACUGAAAAUAUUGAAUGAGUGAGGAAUAUGGGGAAAAAGGUAAGUCAGUAAGAUGGUAUAUGUGCUGCUUGUCAUACCUAAAAUUGAGGUUAAGUUUAACAAAUCUCAGCAGGAGGUAUGAUGCCUGUAAGUGUGUGUGUGUGUUACAUGUGGGUUUAUAGUUUCUAAUAUUGUGACAUUUUUCCUUCAGAUAUUUCUGCAUUUUGAAUUUAAGUUUAAAUAAACAUAUGGUAACACUUAAAGGUAAGAACAUGUAAAAAUGAUUAUUUGACAAAUAAUGAAUAGAAAUAAUAAUAAAUGGUACGAACUAAUAAAUGUUAUCAGCUUCUUAAUAGUUGAGCUCAACAGAUAACAAAUAAAAUGACUAUUCUACUACACUUUCAUUUUAAAGUACGGUACUGAAAUAAUUGUUUUAAAAGUCACUUUCUUAUGCAGUAGUUUUGCACGUGGGGGUGUAUUCAAAUUUCUAUAGGCAUACUUAACUGAUUUACAGUAAAUUCCCUCCCCCAAUUUAUUACACAUUUUAGCAAUGCAGAGUUUGGUCUGGGUGAGAAACCUUGAUUCUGUUCGAUUCAAACAUCAUGAUCAACAUAACUGAGUUCCUAUUGCAGAAUCUUUUUUAUUGGUGAUGUAUGUGUUUAACUCUCAGCUCCCAGAUUGAAUUUGCAGGCUAGCAAUUAGAAAAACAAUGUGUAAUUGUAAGCUAUACAGUUUUGAUCUGAAGUCAUCGAUAAACAAUAAACGUGGAACACUCUCCCUCCCCAUAAUGCAGAUUUUAGAGUCCUGUUUUAGAGUAGAAACCUCACUUUUUAAAAUAAAAAAUAUGGCUUUGUGCUACUUUCUAUAGAAUAAAACUAAACUCAUUUGAGAAAAGAUCUUUGGAAGGAAGAGCCUUAAUUUGGUAAAUAAUGACAACAUUAACCAUUUGAGUACCUUAACACAUUCAUCUUUAUUUAGUAAAUGGGCACUCAUUAGUAUCUAUAGGCACUCAGUGUGUUUCCUGAACUAUUAGUGGAAUUUUGCCUUAAACAAUUCCCUCAGAUUACUAGAGCAUAGAACUCAAAGGGUUAGUAUUUUAGAAAGAUUUUUAAAAAUGUACAGGUAACAAAAUGAAAAGUAAGGUCUUGAGAAAAUUCCUUUGCAUGCUAUUAUUUUUUUACACUCUGGGAAGAUUUACUAGUCUUCAUCUGAGGUCUUGUUUUUAAUUAACAGACCUAAGUAAUCUACAUAGAGGGAAAAAAAGAAGAAAAAUCUUUGUUACCAGUAUUUGUACAAAAUAGUUUUUAUUUAGUACAAAAUUAGUGAGAGAGGUAUAAAUUUGUGUGUUUAAUUUGAUGGAUGUCUCCUUGUAAAUCAAAACUUACCAGGACAGUGAAGAAUUUAGUAAAAUGUAGUAAACUUUGCAAUAAUAAGAAUAAAAUAUAUAUCCAGGAUCAGUGUGUUUAUUAACUCUUUUCUAUACGUUAAAGAUGCACUAUGCCUUUCAGAAACUGUGGAGAGGGCGUAUUAUUUAAACUGAAAAAUUAAUUGCAACCUAAAAAGUUCAGGGCGAUAAAGUGUAUUGUGAGAAUAAGUAUGCAGGUCUUAAAUUACAUCGGGUCUCUUUCUAAUCAUAUUCUCUGCUCUGAAGAGAUAUUUGAUGCUACAUCUCUUUGGGAAGGAACUGUCUCCUACUGUGAAUUUGUACAGUACAGUCUGGGGCCACAAUCCUAAGUGAGACCUCUGGGCACCACUUUAAUACAAAUAAUGACUAAUAAUAAUUGAUCAGCCGUAAGCCUUUUUUAUUGUGAAUAGUGCAUCUUUAACAGUAUAAUGGUCCAUUUUGAGGAAGAAAAGGAUAUGCUUUCCUGUUUGCAUAUUAACAACAUUUCUCAAAUACUGCAGGGUCUUGCUGUUACCAAUAUCCUGGCCUUAGAUGUACAUUAUAUUGAAAUUACUAUUUUUAGACGUUUACUUGCAAGUGAAAUAAUGCUAAUAAACUGCAUUAUGACUGUAGAAUUUGAUACGAGUACUAAAUAAACUCUAUGAAUAGCAGACUAUA
Molecule: messenger RNA, 13277 nt
Organism: Caretta caretta (loggerhead turtle)
Lineage: Eukaryota; Metazoa; Chordata; Testudines; Cheloniidae
Gene: RO60
Product: Ro60, Y RNA binding protein
Cellular component (GO): ribonucleoprotein complex
Molecular function (GO): RNA binding
Source: RefSeq, a predicted model, not a curated record